CUGAAACUCUCAGACUGGAGCAUUAAACUUGCUAGUGCCAUCGGGAUUGAGCCGCUGGCUGCUGCCCUUGAUACACGAAAACAUGUCCUCCGAUGACCUGAUUCAGUGGUUCAAGUCCAUAGGUGGAAGCGUGGACACAUCGUCAAUGGGCUUUGAAGAAUUUCCAGGUUGCGGCCGCGGCGCCAUUGCUCUGAAGGACAUACCUCAAGGCCACAUCCUCUUUACGAUACCACGCGACCUGACUCUGUCCAUGCGUACAUCCUCUCUUCCUUCUCGGUUCGGUAGGGAGGCAUGGAAGAAAUUCAGAUUGGACGAGGGCUGGACAGGCCUCAUUCUCUGUAUGAUGUGGGAGGAAGCACAGGGCAACACCUCGAAGUGGUCUACCUAUCUUUCUUCCCUUCCAUCGGCAUUUGACACGCCGAUGUUCUGGUCUGAUGAGGAUUUGAAGGAGCUAUCAGGGACUUCUGUGGUAGACAAAAUCGGCAAGGAGGAAGCUGAAGCAGAUUACAGAGAGAAGGUCGCUCCCGCGAUAAAGAGCCGACCCGACCUAUUUCCCGAAGGUGCCUACCAGCAUCAUUGUUCGCUAGAGCGCUACCAUAUUAUGGGUAGUCGCAUCCUGUCGCGUAGCUUUUGCGUCGAACCGUGGUCCGGUGAAGAGGAGCACGACGGUGCAGCUGCAGAUGGCGGUGCCGACGCCGAUGCCAUGGACGUAGACAGCGCAGAUCAAAACGUCACCGAUCUAGUCGACGAUGUCGAGGCGCAAGCGGACGACACAUUGGAUGUUGGCUCGGACGACGAGGCCGACGAGGAUUCUGAGGAUUCUACCAACGUCGCAAUGGUGCCGAUGGCGGACAUGCUCAAUGCACGGUAUGGGUCAGAGAAUGCGAAGUUGUACUACGAACCCAUAGACCUACGUAUGAUUACCACGAAAUUCAUCAAAACUGGGGAGCAGAUUUGGAAUACCUAUGGGGAUCCACCGAACUCCGAACUACUUCGCAGGUAUGGACAUGUCGACCUCGUUCCCAUGCCGGAAUCCUUCGGUGGUCUUGGCAAUCCUGCAGACAUCGUCGAGAUCCCGGGCGACUUGGCAGUUGCGGCCGCAACCGAUGACAAGUCCGCUUCUCUGGCUGAACGUGUCAAUUGGUGGCUCGAAAACGCCGACGAUGACACGUUCGUCAUCGCAUCAGGCUCCGGGCUUCCGGAAGAUCUUUUGUCCUUUGUGCGUCUCCUCCUAAUGACCUCUGACGAGUGGGAGAAGGCGAACAGGAAGGGCAAGCUUCCGAAAGCAAAAGUCGACCUCAAUGUACUUGACAUCAUUGAGAAGACUCUGACAAAACGCAUGCAGAAGUAUCCGAGCACGCUUGAGGAGGACGAAAAGCUCCUUGAUCCUGCGAAUGGUCACAGCCUUUCGCUACACAAGAAACACGCGAUUAUUGUUCGCGUUGGCGAGCAGAGAAUCCUGCGAGGUGCAAUCGAACAGACACGAGCGACAAAGGAGGCCAUGAAGCUUGCGUCAUCCAGUGGGAAAGGCAACAAAAGAACACGCGAAGCAACCGGAUCGGAUUCGCAUGGCCGGGCCAAGAAGAGUAAACGCUGAUCACGGCUCGAUCGUAUACAUGUUUUUGUGAGGGGGAGAUGCAGCAUUUGAUGAUGCGACCUGGGUGUUUGUGUGUAAGUGCAGAAUGCAUCUCGAUGGAUAUAGUAAUAACCCCCGUCCGAGCAGCGAGUACUCCUUGGACUAGCGGUCACGGCGCCGUUCUUCGAGUCUUCGUAGCUUGAGUACCCGAGACCGGGGAAACACGGACCUGCGCAGGUAUUAGGCUGAUCUUGGGGUGAUCCAUGUGUACGGUGUUCCAGCCGCCCAGGCUCCAAAUCGGAUGCGAUGAGGCUGGA
Messenger RNA from Rhodofomes roseus, 1893 nucleotides. RefSeq names its product SET domain-containing protein. Gene Ontology annotation, biological process: peptidyl-lysine monomethylation. The transcript has 9 exons. Gene Ontology annotation, molecular function: protein binding; protein-lysine N-methyltransferase activity. The coding region runs from base 83 to 1597 and encodes 504 amino acids. Gene Ontology annotation, cellular component: nucleus. Lineage: Eukaryota; Fungi; Basidiomycota; Agaricomycetes; Polyporales; Fomitopsidaceae. The record is from RefSeq and is a predicted model, not a curated record.